AUGAAGCGACCACCACCACCCAUCCACAACGCAUUCCAAGCAUAUCUCAGGCGAGUCCUCGUUGCUGACCAAGCUCCCCUCACUAAGCACCGACAACCUGACCCAAGCUGCAACAAACCCUCAAGACGACCACAACAGAGGCUGAGUUCAACUGUAACGCUCGCGCAACGUCGACAGAAGCAACAUGCUCAUGGCCAGCAGGCUGCUCAGCCAUGUCUGCAGCGCUGCCGAGGGUUCGCAACUAUCGUUGACCGAGAGGACUACGGUCCUCUGAAGGAAUAUAAUGAGCGCGUACAUAAUGGCAGAUUGAGGGAGGAUGAACACCAAAGAACUAUUAUCGAGAACCUGCAAGAUCUGUACGAAACCCUUGCUGAAUACAAUCCUCCCGAGGUCAAACCACCCACGAUAGAGGAACUACAACCCCCCUCCAAUUCCUUCUUCGCUAGUCUGUUCGGCCGAGCUAAGAAGGAAGGUCCUUCUCUUGAAUUGUCUGAGAAUUUGCCCAAGGGCUUGUACAUGUUUGGUGAUGUGGGCAGCGGCAAGACUAUGCUUAUGGAUCUGUUCUAUGACACCACCCCGCCAAACAUCAAGCACAAGACGAGGAUACACUUCCACAAUUUCAUGCAAGAUGUGCACAAACGCCUGCACAAGGUACGGCUGCAGCACGGUAACGACCUCGAUGCAGUACCAUUUGUCGCUGCUGAGAUAGCCAAGACUGCCUCUCUGCUCUGCUUCGACGAGUUUCAGUGUACAGACGUGGCUGAUGCUAUGAUUCUGCGUCGUCUGAUGCAAGCUCUCAUGUCCCACGGUGUGGUCGUGGUCACCACUUCCAAUCGCCAUCCAGACGAUCUCUACAAGAACGGCAUUCAACGUGAGAGCUUUAUUCCCUGCAUAAACCUCCUCAAACGUCAACUUCGAGUAAUCAACCUUGACUCAUCGACCGACUAUCGUAAGCUCCCACGCCCGCCAUCAGGAGUCUACCACCACCCACUCGACCGAGCCGCUUCAACCCACGCCGACAAGUGGUUUUCCUUUCUCGGCGAUCCCAAGAAUGACCCUCCUCAUCCUACCACUAUCUCAGUAUGGGGCCGCGACGUUCAGAUUCCUUUGGUGAGUGGCUCGUGCGCGCGCUUUACCUUCAACGAGCUUAUUGGCCGAGCUACUGGUGCGGCUGAUUACAUUGAAAUGAUGCGGCACUUCAACGCAUUCGUCAUCACCGACAUUCCCGGAAUGUCACAUCGCCAACGUGACUGGGCUCGCAGGUUCAUCACCUUUAUCGACGCUGUAUACGAGUCUCAGGCAAAGCUCGUGCUUACCACUGCAGUUCCUCUUUCGCAACUCUUCAUGUCCAAAGAUGAGAUUGAUGAGUCUCUCGACAAAGUCACCGAGAAGAAUAAUAGCGCGCCUAGCACUACUGACUCCAACGAGAAGCAAGUUGCAAAAGAAGCGACAAAGAGAAAGGAAGAAGGAAACGAUGUCGACGAUGUCAUGCGCAUGAUGAUGGACGACCUCGGCUUGAGUAUGGGUAUGAUGAAACAGAGUAGUCUCUUCAGUGGCGACGAAGAACGAUUCGCUUUUGCAAGAGCCUUGAGUCGACUGAGUGAGAUGGGAAGUCAGGAGUGGAUCGAGCGCAAUUUGGGUAUGGAGAGUGUCAACCAGAAGGAAGGUUGGGGAAGGGUCAGAUCACGUUGGCGCGAGGACAUGCUAUAA
This is a messenger RNA of Lithohypha guttulata, 1710 nucleotides long. It is a transcript of the gene AFG1, whose product is annotated as ATPase. The transcript is spliced from 2 exons. Gene Ontology annotation, cellular component: mitochondrion; cytoplasm. The coding region runs from base 1 to 1710 and encodes 569 amino acids. Gene Ontology annotation, biological process: protein quality control for misfolded or incompletely synthesized proteins. NCBI's taxonomy places the organism in Eukaryota, Fungi, Ascomycota, Eurotiomycetes, Chaetothyriales, Trichomeriaceae. The record is from RefSeq and is a predicted model, not a curated record. Gene Ontology annotation, molecular function: ATP binding; ATP hydrolysis activity.